Molecule: messenger RNA, 315 nt
Organism: Colletotrichum higginsianum IMI 349063
Lineage: Eukaryota; Fungi; Ascomycota; Sordariomycetes; Glomerellales; Glomerellaceae
Exons: 1
Coding region: 1-315 (104 amino acids)
Source: RefSeq, a predicted model, not a curated record
AUGUCGUGUUUCCAUCAACACCUGGUUGAGAGGCUAGAAGGUCGCCGCCGCCGCCAGAUGAGUUUCCCAACCACGCGAAGGCAGCUCCACGGGAGAAUCGAGACGAGGUGGGGGAGGAACCCGUCGCUCCGCCGGUCCCAGAACCAGGUACAAGUGUGGGUGCAGGCCGCGAAGGAACACGUCGGGACGCCCGAGGACAAGGGAAUGGCGGUUUGCGGACUGCGGCUGCUUCACGUCGAGCUGCUCCGGGUGUGUGAUCGCCUCCUGGGGGUGGAGGGCGGGUUGGAGGUUGUUGAUGUGAACGCGUUGGCGUGA